GCUUUCUGGCUCCAUUGAGAAACCCGCAGCAAUAAGAAUCGGACCCUACCCGAUUACAGUAGAGUAAAGUAACCGCCAAAAGCCAAACGACCAAACCAAGAAACAGAGCAUUGAAUUCGAAUCUCCCUCCCCGACGAUUCAUCACCGUCGUUCAAUCUUCUUCGUUUUAGAAUAUUAAUGGCUCGAGCAUGUGGCUCCUGCGCCGUUCGAUAUCGGGGCUGUUCUUUCUCCGCCAAGUACUUUCUCCACUGCCAGUGCCAGAGAAGAUGACUUGUAGAAAUGACAGGCUUCCUGCGAGCUCUGGAGCACCAGCAUCACCCGCCACCCCCAGUGGCAAUUCUGUAGUUCCUUACGAUUCCGUGUCAAGCUGUGGGUCUUGGUCCAAUAUUUCUGCUGGUUUUAAGAGUGGAAAGCCCCAUAACAGAAACGAAAAUUGGCAGAUGAUAAUGGUCGGAAGUUUUGAGAUUUAUUACAAGAUUUCUGCUGUUGCAUCUGGUAUUAGAUUAAGGCAACUUGUUCCCAUGUCUGCAUCAGGUCCUACUGAUAAGGGAAUAUCAAAUAGUGCUUAUAUUAAUUUCAAUAAAAGGAAAUAUCAAAUGGAUUCAAUAUCAAAGCUAGUUAAUAUGGAAGAUGCUGCUGCAAGUUCAAGUUCUGAGAAUGUAACUAAGUUUCCACAUGAGAGCCCUAUGUCUGAUUGCCGAAGCGAGAUGGAGAAAUAUUGUUUGCCUACAGAGUUUGGGAAUAAAAGAAAGCAUUUCAGUGCAGUAAAGCCUCAUUCUGAACCAAGAAAUAUGAAAUAUGGAUGUGCUUCCAAGAAUUCAGAUUGUUCCAAGGGUUUUCAUUAUAAUGAACCUUUCGAUAUAUGCUUGUCUGGAAGCAGAAGUUAUGAACUUAAAGCUUCUUAUGCAAGAAAUAUGGAAAACCAGAAUGAAGAAGAUCACAUGGUUGAAUUUACAAAUCCAGAAGCACUGAAUUCCACCAAUCUAAUACUGAGGCCGGGGAUGGUAUUAUUGAAACAUUAUGUCACCCACACUGAACAGGUUGAAAUUGUGAAGAAGUGCAGGCAGCUUGGUCUAGGUCCUGGGGGCUUUUAUCAGCCUGGUUACAAAGAUGGAGCAAAACUUCGUCUGCAGAUGAUGUGCCUUGGCCACGACUGGGAUCCUGAGACUAGGAAAUAUGGCUCUAGACGAACAAUCGAUGGUACUCAGCCUCCUGGUAUUCCUCAUGAAUUUAGUCUGUUGGUUAAAAGAGCAAUUGAAGAGGCGCAUGCCCAUAUUAAAGAGGAACUCAGAGUUAGCAGUGUGGAAGAGAUACUCCCUUCAAUUUCUCCUGAUAUAUGCAUUGCCAACUUUUAUACAACCAGUGGACGACUUGGCCUCCAUCAGGAUCGCGACGAAAGCGAAAAGUCUCUCAGAGAAGGAUUACCUGUGGUCUCCAUUUCUAUAGGUGAUUCAGCAGACUUCCUCUAUGGGGAUCAGAGAGACAUUGGAAAGGCAGAGAGUGUUGUUCUGGAAUCAGGAGAUGUGUUGAUAUUCGGAGGUCGUUCCAGACAUAUAUUUCAUGGUGUGACAUCCAUCAUACCAGACUCAGCUCCAAUGAAUUUGUUGGAAGAAACUAAGCUUCGUCCUGGCCGUCUUAACCUUACCUUCAGACAGUAUUAGAGACACUUUGUUUUCUAUCGUACACAUUGUUUAGUUUUCAUUAUCGAAAGAUCACAAUCCAAUGGAUGGAGUAAUUUAUUUCUAAUAUUUCUACCAGUUCAUGUCCACCACAAGCUUUCUAUAGAAUCUUUUAUUGAGCUAUGUUUAUAAUCAACCCUAAUCCAAUUGUCGAAUUUGAGAUUUACGCUGUGACUGCAACAUGUUUUAGUAGUUCUAGAGAAGCCAAGACGGUGAGCUCAGUUCUUCCCUCUCUCUUACACUGUGGUGAAACAAUUUGAUCAUGGCGGAUUCUGCGAAAGGCGAAUUCCAGGAGAUCAAGAAAAUGGUCAGCCUAAUGAUAUAUAUUAUUACCAGACAACUGCAUGGUGUUGUACGCAAGAAGGUUAGAUGUCACGUGGGGUUUCCCUCCAUACUGGGUUUGGAAUUGUUACAAAGAAACAAGUGAGGACAACGUCGAGGUAGUCAAGCUAUUGUCUGUAUGCUUUCUGAAUGUGAGGGGACAAUUCAAGAUGUCAGAGCUCUCAGCAGGAGUUGUUUAUGUGGGUGGCCCGAAGAAGUGCCAAGCAAGAACUCCAUGCAUAGUCUGCACCUGAACUUCAAUGCAUAUAUACAUAUGUGGAUUUACAUAUAUGUAUGCAUAUGCUGGCUUUCAUGAUGGUGUUCAAUAUAUGAAUUGCUAGCUCGAGUGUUUACUGUACCACUCAGGCUCAUGAGAUAUUGACCCUUUGGUAUAGGACUCCUGAAGUCCUUCUGGGAGCUACACAUUACUGUUGGCUGUAUAUUUGCUUUACUUGUAACAAAACAAGCACUCUUCUCUGGAGAUUCUGAACUGCAGCAGCUCCUACAUAUAUUCAGGUUGAUUAGGUGCUCCAAAUGAACAAGUGUGGCCAGGUAUAAACAACUCAUGAACUGGCAUGAAUACCCCCAGUGGAGCCCUCAAAGUUUGUCCAAGGAUGUCCCCAAUUUGGAUGAGAUGGGGUUGGAUCUUUUGUUGCAGCGAAUGUUGCAAAAUGAGCCUGCAAAACGCAUUUCAGCAAAGAAAGCUAUGUAACACCCUUACUUUUAUUUGUUUUCCUCCAGCAUUUUUGCACUUGUGUUAAAUCUUAUGAUCCGUAUUGCUUUUAGCCUAAAUUUAUAGUCGGUAGUACAGAUUUUCAGUUUAAAUGUCUAUUAAUUUGAGCUUUGAAUAUUACUUUUAGGAA
Molecule: messenger RNA, 2863 nt
Organism: Prunus persica (peach)
Lineage: Eukaryota; Viridiplantae; Streptophyta; Magnoliopsida; Rosales; Rosaceae
Exons: 9
Coding region: 189-1661 (490 amino acids)
Biological process (GO): oxidative RNA demethylation
Cellular component (GO): cytoplasm; nucleus
Molecular function (GO): ferrous iron binding; oxidative RNA demethylase activity; broad specificity oxidative DNA demethylase activity
Source: RefSeq, a predicted model, not a curated record